UGAGUGUCCUGCUUCGGACUUUAGUCUUUGCAACAUAAUUUUCCGUCCGAAUGGUGAGCGUGCUAUGACCACCUCCUUGGUCCUGAAUCCUCGCUGGGCGGACACGGUUAUGUUUGUAUAUGAAAACAACUUGGAUGAGCUGAAGAACAUGGAGGGUCUGGUUGGAAGUGGCAAUUUUGCGGCCAACCAGUGCAGGAAUCUGAUGGCCCACUCGGCUUUGAGUAGCCACCCGUCCAGCCUCGUCCACGGCUCCAGCUAUUCCACUGUGGACGUAUCGACUUCAAGUUCUGCAGAGCCGGGCAAGCAGUGCACACCCUGCCCAGCGGUUCCACAGGCCUCGUCCACCGGUCCCAUCCCGUACGGCUACUUUGGCAACAGCUAUUAUCCUUGCAGAAUGGGGCGGGGUUCCCUCAAGUCCUGCACGCAGCCGAGCGCACUCAGCUACUCUGCUGAAAAAUACAUGGAUACCCCGGUCACAUCUGAAGAAUAUCCUAGCAGGGCUAAAGAGUUCGCCUUUUACCACAGCUACCCCAGUCCCUACCAGUCCAUGGCCAGUUAUUUGGACGUGUCAGUGGUACAGACGCUUGGAACGGGAGAGCCGCGACACGAUAGUCUCCUGCCUAUGGACAGCUAUCAACCUUGGGCUCUGGCUAACGGAUGGGGUAGUCAGAUGUAUUGCUCCAAGGACCAGAGCCAGGCUGGCCAUCUCUGGAAGUCUGCAUUAGCGGAUGUUGUGGCCCACCAACAUGACGGGGGCUCAUUCCGUCGAGGUAGAAAGAAGCGGAUACCGUACACAAAAGUACAACUCAAGGAACUGGAGAAAGAAUAUGCAGCCAACAAAUUCAUCACAAAGGACAAGAGGAGAAAGAUUUCAGCGGCAACCAACUUAUCCGAGCGUCAAAUCACGAUUUGGUUUCAAAACAGGAGGGUUAAGGAAAAGAAAUUCAUUGCCAAAGUUAAGAACAGUGCGCCAUAAAGCAAAACUGCAUUUUUGUCGUUUUCCGACUGUUUUUCUCGGUGACUUCAAAUAAAGAAAAGAAUAAAAGAGAAAAAAUCGUCGCGAGGACGUUUUUUUGGACUGGGGGUUUCUUUUCGCAUUUACACCAACAGAAAAAAGAAAAAAAGAAAAGAAAAGAAUGGGACUCAAAAAUGAUUAAACUUAAUAAAUGGAAAACAUGAAAGGACAAUAUAGCUUGUAUAUAACGCACGUGCCUGCCUAUAUGUAACUGUGUUCGUUUGAAGUAUUUUAGUCUUCUUUUAGCUUGCAUUUAAAUGUUAUAUAGGCUAUGUCAAUUGUUGUCGUUGUUGUUGUAGUCCUAUACCUUAUUACUCAAUACCUGUCAGUACCUAUAUACUAUGUUUAUAUCGCUUGUAAAACAUAAUAACAUAUAUAUCACAAACCUUAAUAAAUAUGUUAAUUCCAUUCACUGUUUUCAUAGCAAAGUAGUAGCCUUUUUAUGUAUUAUUCUCAUUGAGCGUCGCCCAAUGACUCUUUUCAGUCCUCUGUUGUCAAAUUGGCUGAUGCCAUUGGUGACAUGAUGAUACUGACAAACAGUUUCUGCCAUUUUUCUAAAACUGGGUAAAGAAAAUUUGUAGCACUUUAAUGUUAUCGAUUUCUGGCAGAUGUAGAAACCUUUUUUCAAUUUAAAUGUGCAUUAAUCUCUUGAAAUUAUACAUCAAAUGUAUGAUUCAUCAUAACAAUGGCUUGUUAUGGAGCCUUUGGGAAUUUUAGACCUUUAUUGUUUUACAAUGUGAAUGCAAACACGUGAACUCAGAGCGCCUUAGAAUUUUCUUUAAGGUAAAAAAGUAAAGUUUAUAAAAGAAAUGUUAUAGCAAUCUGGAGCACUUAUGUAUCCUAACAAUUUCAUAUACAUUCAUGAACAGUGGUUUCAAAACUUGGUAAUAUAUGGGUCUUUUUCUCCUCACGGUUAGAGCUAUAGCGGGAGUGUUUUGAUGUUGGCCGAGAAGGAGGGGGCGCUCGACUACAGAAGAUGUAAGCACUAAAUCAGCCCUUAACCUUGACCUUGAAAGUCACGUGCUUAAAGAUAAGAAAUAGCUUUUUUCUUUCCUGAAAGUAUUAAUAUUCAAGAAUUUCAUUCAAACUGUAACAUAUUCACAGUUUGCCUGGGGGCUCUUCACAUUUAAACGCAACUGUCUGUCAAUUGCCUCAAGCCAAAUUAAACGCUAUUGAUUUUAUUCUGGUGAUGCAUGCAGUAAUGAACAGAUCAUACUUCAGGUGUCUUAUUAUAGCCUAAUUCUUUAUAUAUCAAGUAGCCUAGUAGGCUACAUUAACUCUUGGGCUCAGAAAUGAAAAGUUGCCUCUGUCCUCACCAUGCGCAGAUUUAAACACGAUUAUCUCUAGUUUAUAGUCUCCAGCAGACCUAAUUUACGUUUCUGCUCAAGUCCGAACAGUUUAAUUGUCAGACAGUGAACAGAUCCGCAGCCUAUUGCCUUUGCAACCUGCACUUAAUGUCGGUCUAGAUUAGUAAGGGUGUAAAAGGUCUGUCGUUACUCAGCGGCUUCAAUUGUCACCUUCGGCAAGCUCUAGUCCACUUUCAAGUUGUGCUAUUCCUUCGAUCAUUAUUUGCUCAGUGUAGCCUAUACACUGCUGUCAAAGCUCGGCAUAUAAAGAUCUUAAAUACUACGUGCAUAAAUUUAAGUCAAAACCAACUGAUGCUGAUACUGGUUUAAUUUUAAUUCUGGAAUGAGUGUAUGGCAAAGUUCUGCGGUGGUGACAUGCAAGGAGCAAUAUUUAAAUUCACAAUUUAUAAUUUUCGUAUCUCACCCAUUCAUUAAAUGCAUAGGUGUCUCGUCUGCAUAAAAAAAAAAAAAAAACGUUUUAAGCUUCAAUAUUUAACAUUAACUUCCUGGUGACGGGAUCUGUUAUAAAUCUAAGCUUCUGGCAAACUAACACAUGCAAAGGCCCCUGGUGUUAUUUUGAGUCGAUUUCAUAUUUUUGUUUUUAUUUUCUGAGCAUAACAUUUAAUCACAAGAAAGUCUAAUUGUAGGAUUUCUAAAUGAAUAAAACACUGUCACUUCUGUUGGA
This is a messenger RNA of Pimephales promelas (fathead minnow), 3046 nucleotides long. It is a transcript of the gene hoxb13a, whose product is annotated as homeobox B13a. Gene Ontology annotation, biological process: regulation of DNA-templated transcription. The record is from RefSeq and is a predicted model, not a curated record. Gene Ontology annotation, molecular function: DNA-binding transcription factor activity, RNA polymerase II-specific; DNA binding. NCBI's taxonomy places the organism in Eukaryota, Metazoa, Chordata, Actinopteri, Cypriniformes, Leuciscidae.